AUGGAACCUACUUUUCCUCUACUACGACUUCCCGAGAAUGUUAUCGUCCAAGUGCUCCAAAACACGAAUCCCAGUCAACUAUUAAUCUUCUCCCUGGCCUCAUCAAAAACUAAAAACCUUGUUAUAGCAUUGGGAUUAAAAGCAAAUGUUCACAUCAGCAUCUCUUAUAGCAUUAGUCUAAAUGUGAACAUUGGAAGAUUCGGGUGGAAUUUGGUCUUUAGCAACAAUUCGAACGAUCAGAAUGCCGAAUUUGACAUUACUCGUCCAAUUUCUGCUUCUUGUCAAUGUCUGAACAAACCAUUCCAACCAUCAACUUCAUUCAACUUCAGCGAUUGGUUGGAUCAUAUUCGGACAGUUUUCUGCUACACGAAACCAAUAGACGUAUUUUUAUUUCACGGCAGUGAGCGAUUUGAAAUGGAAUCGCUAAAGAAUACGUUAAAAAACGUCAAUUCUCUUACUAUAUGUAGAGGUGUCACUGAUAUUCAGAGUAAACUAAUUUUGAAACAUUUUAAAGACUUGAACGAAUUACGCCUGAACUGCAACCCAUUUGAAGAUAUAUGUGACGUUCGAAAAUUUUUUAUUCAAAACUUCGAAUAUAUCUAUUUUGAGGAUGUAUACUCACUGGAUGAUAUGUUAUUGGUCAACAGUGAAAAACAUUGGAUUCGGGGAUCGAACCCAAGACUACAACGCAUGUCUCUAUCAAUCAAUAACAGUGGUUCCGUGAGCAGAGAAAUGCUUUUGAAAGGAAUUGAUUGCGUAGAUGUCGGAGAAGAAGAGCAAGAAAAAAUUUGUCAAGAGCACAAAAUUGUCAGUGAUUAUAUGGUUGAGAUCAGACGGAAAGGCGGGGCACCUGCUGUGAUUGCAACCAAGGAAUUCGAAAAUAUUCUCUACAUCUGUUUUAUCGCCGUUCACUAA
Caenorhabditis remanei is the source of this 915-nucleotide messenger RNA. RefSeq lists its product as uncharacterized. The record is from RefSeq and is a predicted model, not a curated record. Gene Ontology annotation, molecular function: protein binding. The transcript has 3 exons. Bases 1 to 915 code for a protein of 304 amino acids. Lineage: Eukaryota; Metazoa; Nematoda; Chromadorea; Rhabditida; Rhabditidae.